AUGUCCCCUCUCCAUCUCCAUUUCAAGACCGAGGAGAGCCCCCUCGACAUCCUCCCCGAACUCGACGGUACUCCUUUCGGAAGAGAAUCGCCGGUGAGCUUCAUGACGGACUGCUCGUCCAUGUCGUCCAGCUUUCUCUGUGACUCUUCCAUGAUGGGGCCUCAGGGUCUCCGCCGCUCCUCGCUCGGAUCGUGCAGCAGCAUGACCUCGCCGGACAUGUUCUUCACCCCGUCCGCGAGGACCGCGAGUCCCGUCACGCCCAUGACCAGUGACGCCGCGGUGCACAUGUCCUGCCCGAAAUAUAUGAAGACGGCGUCGUCGUCCUACUUGGAGAGCUGUCAUCCCAUGUUCCAGCUUCAGGACGCCGGGCAAUACCCUGGCGACUGCGUCUGGUUCGACGGGGCGAGCUCCCCUCUGGGCCUGCCGAUGAUGACGACGACCGGCAUGCCGGACAUGAUCCUACCUCCGGUCCACCACACGCUGUACGAGUCGAAACAGCACGUCGGAAGCAAGGUCGUGUCCAAUCCGAUGUUGACCAAGUCCAUCUUCGACGAACCUCUGAACCCGGCGGCCGUCGCAACAAUGUACGGCGGUGUGAACCCCCACCACCACCACGACCUGCUGCACGCCAACCUGGGUCAUCCACCUCCUCCGGAGACCAUCGAACCCAGUGUGACCUUUCAGAGGAUCCUCCCCAGCUCUCUGAGCUACAAAGUCGAGCCAUCCACCCCGAUGAAGAUCAAGGUCUUUCCCACAGCCAUGUUGAGCAGCAGCCCUCCUCUACCGAUCAUGUCCCCUCGUAUCGUUCCCACACAAUCUCACGACGUGGAAGACAUGCCGUACGCCGACGUCGAGCAGCUGUUCCGGUUCACUUCGGGCAAGGGAGGUAACAGUCGGUCGCACCACCAGCACGACCGGCUGCACCGCCGAGGGUACGAGCGCAAGAACGGCGGUGGCGUUCAGGCGUCGUCGUCGAAACGCAAUAAGGUCAAGACCGCCACCUCUGGGGUCAACUGUACCCCCGUCAUCGAGGGGAACCCCUUCCCGUGCAGCUACCCGGGGUGCAUCGACAAGGGCACGGGGAGACAAAAGAGGUUCAAACGGCAGGAACACCGCAAACGGCACGAAAAGACCGUCCACGAGAAGCACGAGAACGACAUCUACAAAUGUUGGGUCCCCGAGUGCCACAAACCUUUCUCGCGGACCGACAACUUGAAAAGUCAUUUGAGAAACACCCAUUCCAAAAAGCCCGGCGUCCGGGGGAACCGGUACGUCGCCACGCUGGACAGGAACAGCGAGUACUACGACCCGGAUUGGCAGGGGGACCUCGACAGAAACGGGUACCCUAUCCGGUGAGACAAGACUUCCAGUCGGAGGUCCAGGUGUUGUUGAAGGGCGAGUAACUUGUAAAACAAAUCAUCAAUCACCAAAAAAGGUCAAAAAGAGUCCAAGUUGGCGUCAAGGGAAUGUCAUCUUCUGUCAUCGUUUGAGGUAUUUUGACGCGUCAGGGAUAGGGUCAUGUUUGGGAUGACAUGAUACUCUUUCUUCAAAGUGAAAUAGCAAAGCAAAGCAAUACCUAGCUACCUGGAUGGGCAUUUCGUUGGGUCGGUCCCAUGUAAUAACAGUCUCGUUUAUUGAUAGCGCUGUUUCACCGGUCAUCGAGAAAAG
Exophiala oligosperma is the source of this 1668-nucleotide messenger RNA. RefSeq lists its product as uncharacterized. The record is from RefSeq and is a predicted model, not a curated record. The coding region runs from base 1 to 1356 and encodes 451 amino acids. The transcript has a single exon. NCBI's taxonomy places the organism in Eukaryota, Fungi, Ascomycota, Eurotiomycetes, Chaetothyriales, Herpotrichiellaceae.